Molecule: messenger RNA, 1749 nt
Organism: Lichtheimia ornata
Lineage: Eukaryota; Fungi; Mucoromycota; Mucoromycetes; Mucorales; Lichtheimiaceae
Exons: 5
Coding region: 1-1749 (582 amino acids)
Biological process (GO): nucleoside transmembrane transport
Cellular component (GO): membrane
Molecular function (GO): nucleoside transmembrane transporter activity; symporter activity
Source: RefSeq, a predicted model, not a curated record
AUGCACUCACCACCAACGAGUACUGAGGAUGAUAUUCCAGCCCACAAGGAGCAACAACAACAACAACGAGAAUCCAAAGCUGACAUUGUUGGUGGUCCAAAUGAUACCCAUAUCGAUAUGGAACGAGGCGUGACACCACGACCAGAAGAAUACGAAUAUGGAAAUGAGGAUGAUGAUGACGCUAAGGGUUCACUGGCUUUGAUUUACGAUACACAUCGACCAUGGUUCCACUUAGCCAUGUGGCUCGUUUUUACUGGUUUCUUGGUGGCUGCAUAUAUACUUCAAGUACCCAAGGGAUACAAUUCCGAGAAUUUGAUCUUGGGUUUGAUCUACGCUUGGUUUACUCUAUACAUCGUUUGUCAGUACAUCUCAUUUUCUCGAGUCACUCGGCCGCUUUAUCAUGCUGGGCACUCGACAAUGGCACCUUUCCUCCGGCUGAGCAAACGCUGGCGUUUGUCCAUAUAUGCACUCUUUGUCACCACCGUCAUUGUUGCAACCGUAUUCAGCUUUCCGGAAACAAAAUCCACACGCAAACAACGCUUGAUUUCAUUACUUGGGUUGAUCGUUUUCGUGUUGCUGUUGACAGCUUCCUCUCAUAGACGUAGAGCGAUCAAUUGGUUCAUUGUGUGCAGUGGGCUGUUAUUCCAAUUCUUGCUCGCCUUAUUCGUAUUUCGAUCAUCGGUUGGUCAUGAUAUUUUUCAAUGGAUGUCGAAUUUCGUCCAGGGGUUUUUGGGUAUGGCACGACAUGGUAUGGCGUUCCUGACCACCGAUCCAAUUGCCAAUCUCCCCUACUUUGCUGUGGUUGUCUUUCCUGCCGUCAUUUUCUUCUCCGCUGUGGUGCAGAUGCUUUAUCAUUUGGGUGCUUUACAAUGGGUGUCUACAAGAUUUGCAGUCAUCUUUAUCAAAUUAUUUCAAGUAUCAGGUGUGGAGGCUAUUGUAGCAGCAGCAUCGCCAUUUCUUGGACAAGGAGAGAGCUCACUAUUGGUACGGCCCUAUUUACGAUACGCUACACGAGCCGAGCUACAUCAAAUCAUGACAUCCGGAUUUGCCACCGUGGCAGGAUCCAUGUUGGCAGGAUACAUGGCCUUGGGCGUUUCUGGUGAAGCGUUGCUCACAUCAUGCAUCAUGUCAAUCCCAUGUUCUUUGAUGGUAUCCAAAAUCCGAUAUCCAGAGACACAAGAAUCACUCACAAGACACGAAAUCAAGAUUCCACCAGCUGAUCCCAGCGACAGGUCAUCCAAUCUAUUACAUGCAUUAGCAAAUGGUGGAUCCAUUGGUAUCUCAGUGGUGUUAUGUAUGGCUUCCAACAUCAUUGCCAUUCUAUCCUUGCUCUAUGCUAUCAAUGCUGGAUUGACUUGGCUAGGUCACUUUGUCAAUAUUCAAGAGCUCUCACUUCAAAUGAUAACUGGAUAUGUAUUUGUACCCAUGGCAUGGUUGAUGGGUGUGGAUAAUGGUGAUCUAGUUAAAGUUGGGCAAUUGAUGGCACUCAAGAUCUGGGCGAACGAGUACAUGGCGUAUCAAGCAAUGAUGACGACGUAUGCGGGACAAUUAAGUGAAAGGUCGACGCUUGUAGCGACGUAUGCACUAUGUGGAUUUGCCAAUGUUCCUGGAAUGGGGAUGCAGAUUGGUGUACUUGGUUCUCUUGCUCCAGGGCGUACUGGGGAUAUUUCAAGGCUUGUUGUAUCAGCUAUGAUUUGUGGAUUCAUUUCCACUUGCAUAUCAGCUGCAAUGGCUGGGAUGCUCUCGUGA